This is a messenger RNA of Lentinula edodes (shiitake mushroom), 1656 nucleotides long. RefSeq names its product CDF-like metal transporter. Gene Ontology annotation, cellular component: membrane. The record is from RefSeq and is a predicted model, not a curated record. The coding region runs from base 198 to 1406 and encodes 402 amino acids. NCBI's taxonomy places the organism in Eukaryota, Fungi, Basidiomycota, Agaricomycetes, Agaricales, Omphalotaceae. Gene Ontology annotation, biological process: transmembrane transport; monoatomic cation transport. The transcript has 15 exons. Gene Ontology annotation, molecular function: monoatomic cation transmembrane transporter activity.
ACUGGCGUGGAAAAGCCGUGGAAUUUGGGGAGAUUUGGGGCCUGAAAAGGCACACAGCGUCGCAUAAAAAAGCUCGGGUUCAGGCGGCGCUUGUGAGUCUAGCAGUUCAUUUCUGGUGCCAUUUGGUCGUCGUUGAAGACUGUCGCAUCGACGACGCCACCCAGUCAGCCAAUUGCAGUCCCGUUCCCAAGGACGCUAUGCUCAUCGAUCGAAAAGCUUCUGCAAUACCAGCAAUAGCGGUUCCAGCGCCCUCACCCGCCCAGUCCGACACAGUGGUACUUGAUCCAAGCACCAAAAACGAGGAUAUUGAACGUACCUCAGAGUCUGCUAGUGUCUUGCCACUAGAUCCUUUCCAUCUUCGUGACGCUCUAAAGUCUGAGAAGCAACUACUCGAGCUACGAGAGCAUAAGAAUGGGAAGAAGCUACAAAAUUACUAUGCUCGGCAAAAUAAUUUGAUCGUCUCUCUACUAAAAUCAAUGGAAGAACAUACCAGUGAAGCAAGAGACGAGGAGGACGCUGCGCGUCUCCCUGUCAAAAUCGCCAUAUGGGCCAGUCUAAUAGCCAAUUUAAUUCUCUGCGUACUCCAAAUGUAUGCCGCAAUAUCGGCUUUAUCAUUAAGUCUUCUCGCGACGGGUAUCGACUCUGUUUUCGACAUUGGAUCCAACAUCCUAUUGCUAUGGCUAAAUAGAAAAGCAGAGUCAUUAGACGUCAAAAGGUGGCCGGUAGGGGGAGCGAGACUAGAGACUAUAGGGAAUAUUGUAUACGGAUUCUUAAUGAGCUCCGUUAAUCUCGUCGUCAUCGUAGAGUCUGUGCGAGAUCUCGUUACCCAUACCAAUGGUUCAGUGAAAAACUUCCAUUUGCCCUCCAUCCUCGCUGUGGCUUCGGCCCUGUUCGUCAAAUUUGCCCUAUUCUUAUAUUGCUUCUCUCUCCGCAAAAACUCCAGUCAAGUACAUGUUCUCUGGGAGGAUCAUCGGAACGAUCUAUGGAUCAAUGGUUUUGGUAUUUUAAUGUCGACCGGCGGAAGUAAACUUCGAUGGUUUCUCGACCCAAUGGGAGCUGUCAUUAUCGCCCUCGGAGUCAUCAUGGCAUGGGGAAAGACCAUCUACGGUCAAUUCGAGCUGUUGGCUGGAAAAUCUGCUCCACAUGGCGUGUUACAACUCUUGACCUACAAGUCGUUGACUUUUAGCGAGGAGAUUGAACGGAUCGAUACCGUGCGGGCUUACCAUAGUGGACCGGAUUUUUUCGUAGAAGUGGACAUCGUUAUGGACCCCAAAACUCCUCUUUGGAAGGCUCACGAUAUAAGCGAACACUUACAAAGCAAGAUUGAAGCUCUGCCACAAAUUGAACGUGCGUUCGUCCAUGUCGACUAUGAGACUUCGCAUCAACCCGAGCAUCGAAAAACGUAGUAUGGGUUUUCUGUAUCAGAAAACUAUCGACGCAUGUUAGAGAAGGUGCUCACCUCAGGCUACAAAUUUGUACAAUACAUGCGCAUUUCGUGCAUAUCAGUCUCGAUUUCAUGCUCGACGCGUCCCAAGACUUACGCACGUAAUCGUGUUAUCUGCCCAUUCAUCCAUCUUUCUCGGCAACUCCAUUCUCCACCUCCUUCUGCAAUAGUCCUCGGAUUUUAUCUGGUCUAUAUAUUCAAGGUCACCGUCG